GCAAACAUUGUAUACAGUCAUUACAGAGAGUGUAAUCGCUGCUUUGGAAUUUGAUUUAAUAAGCAUCUUUAAACGUCUGUUCCCGUUAGUGUACGCCUUGAUGUUUAAUCCCCGCACUGAUCAUUCAACUGUUUAAGACAACCUUUGCUUCUUUCUUGGAAAAAAAAAGAAAAAGAAAAAAUAAACAUUCAAAAUAACGGGAGAAGUGGGAUGAAGUAAAUGGAAAGACAGAACACUGAAUUUGUAUUAAAUACUACUUCUGUAGCUUACCUCCGACAAUGCAUAGAUCUAGCUCAUCAACCCCUGAUUCCGUAUCCAAGAGACAGCAAUCCUACAAUCCGGAGAAAGAACCAAUAAAGGCAAGACCAAAGAGUUGGAAUAAUUGUUUGUUCUCACCUCUUUAUAGUCAUAUUUACGUCUUCGACCUAAAUCUAAUGAUGACAGCCGAGACAGUGAUCCAUACAUCAAAAUACUAGAUGACUACAUGGUCUCAAUGAUUCCACCAGCUGAUUCUAACGCAUAUAGAACCAGAAAUAAGACUCCAGAGAAAUACAGAUUCACCAAGAUAUUUAAUGACACAACAGAUCAGCAAACAUUCUUUAAUGAAACAACUUUGCCACUUAUUCAGGAUGCACUCGAUGGAAAUAAUGCGCUCAUAUUUGCGUAUGGUGUAACGAAUUCAGGAAAGACGUACACAGUGAUGGGAAAACCUGAGGAUCCUGGAUUGGUACCUCGUUCCUUGAGCUUGAUUUUUAAUAGCAUCGAUCAGUACAAGAGCGAAACUAAAUUGAAACCAGCUAUGCAUAGUGCAACAGUUGCGUAUGAUAAUCCAGAAGAAGAGAAUAGACACCUUCUGACGCUUUGUAAUGUUCAGGAACAGUCAAUAAGUGACCAAAAGAUCAAUGUUGAUACAACAUUUGAAUAUGGGAUUUGGAUUUCAUUUAUCGAAGUUUACAACGAACAGAUCUUUGAUCUACUUGAUCCAACGCCAAUAAAGCCAGGAGCCAAAAGAAACCAGCUACAUCUCAAAUAUGAACAACGUACAGGAAACAAAUAUGUGGCAGACAUGAACCUUAUUAAAGUAAAGUCAACCCAUGAAGCGCAUGCUAUACUGUCGUUUGGACAACAGAACAGACGAGUAUUUUCUACAGCGAUGAAUCAAGAGAGCAGUCGAAGUCAUAGUAUAUUUACAAUACAUAUCGUGAGAUGUCCUAUAGAUCAUAAUAAUUUUGUAUGUGAAGAUCCUCAAUAUGCCAUUCUAUCAAAAUUAUCAUUUGUUGACCUGGCAGGAUCCGAAAGAUAUAGAAAUACGCUUAGUUCAGGCCAAAGACUAAAAGAAGCUGGAAACAUCAAUAAAUCCCUCAUGUUCCUUGGACAAUGUAUGGAAAUGCUUCGACUGAAUCAAAUGAAGGGUGAAUGGAAUAAGAGCACUGCGGUCAUACCAUAUAGGCACAGCAAACUAACCGAAAUGUUCAAAAGCGCGUUCGAAGGCGACGGAAAGGCGGCGAUCAUUGUCAAUUUCAAUCCAUUUGACACAAGCUUUGAUGAAAACAGUCAUGUUAUGAAGUUUUCAGCUGUGGCUAAAGAUGUUACGACAGUACGGCAACUGAAAACAUGGGUUGAUCCAAAGAACAUUAAAUCGACAUCAAAGCGCCCGCGUGUUGAGUUAUCUACGGAAACGUUGGAGCAAGACAUCACCUCAAACUCGUAUUAUGAUAAGGCUGGUGAAUACAAAUCGUUUUUGGAAGACUUGAUUUCAAAAUUAGAAGAGAUAAAGAAAGAGCAGAGUUGCAUUGACGAUAUUCGGAACCAAGCAAAACAAGAAGCAUUGAUGGCAUCAGCUACACAAGAGCAAGAUAUAAUGCAACGUGAGCUUGAAAAGUUAAACACAGAUACGAUGGAUGAUCAGAAUGUGCAUAAUAGAGCAUUACUUAAUAGACUUUUAGAAAAGCAAAAACUGAUCAUUGAGGAGAUGAAUACUUUAAAAUCUAAGGCAGAAGAAGAAAGAUUAGAAAAGAAGAGACUUAUGGAAGAGAUACGCCGAUUACAAGAGGGUCAAAAGAACACAGAAUGUUAUGAUAGCAUCAAGAUGAUGAAGAUAGUGAAUAUUCGAGAUUAGAUCCAGAAAGAGACGGACUAUCCGACGAGGAUGAAGCAUUCGCUUCCUUUCUAAGGCUAAGAAAACAGUUACGACGAAGCAUAUUUAAAAAGGACGUGCUCUGUGAAGAUACAGAUGCGAUCAUGAAACAGAUAGAAGCAUUUGAAGGAGUCACGUUUGACCUAGCCA
Rhizopus microsporus ATCC 52813 is the source of this 2287-nucleotide messenger RNA. RefSeq names its product kinesin-domain-containing protein. Gene Ontology annotation, cellular component: nucleus; microtubule; kinesin complex. The transcript is spliced from 13 exons. The record is from RefSeq and is a predicted model, not a curated record. Bases 485 to 2119 code for a protein of 544 amino acids. Gene Ontology annotation, biological process: microtubule-based movement. Gene Ontology annotation, molecular function: microtubule motor activity; ATP binding; ATP hydrolysis activity. Lineage: Eukaryota; Fungi; Mucoromycota; Mucoromycetes; Mucorales; Rhizopodaceae.